UCAUUUGUUGAAGAAUUUGCGUCUAAAACCCGUAUUCUUGCAAAUACCGGUGUUGAGAUAUUACAGCUUGUUGAGAAGGCUCCACAAGCUCUAUUUGGCAAUGAAAACUUUAUGAAGAUGCGAUCUGCCGCACAGAAAUUUCUUGGUGUUUCAAGUGACGAUUCGAAGCGGAAGACCAAAAUUAAUUCCAGCCAGCACACAAAGACGCAAGAAGGCCCAUCCGACGAGAAUGUUGUUGCUACGAACGUCGCCGUUGAUGAUGUUGAUGAUGUGGGUGUCGUUGGUGUACGAGGUGAUGUUGUUGCCGAGCAGACUGAUGGUGUUGGGAGUGGACGUGCGAAUAAGAUUGACGUAACCCAAGUUUGCACACUAUGCUAUUUUGUGUGUUCUCUGUCAAUGCAUCACGCACAAUGCAUCACGCACGAUGAUUUAGGUGUUGGUGUCGGAUGCGAUGAAGGAUUGGCUGGCAAUACGAGGCCUAAGCGGCAAACCAAUGCGACUAGUGCAAUCAAGUCGCCGUAUAAGGAGCGGAUAAUUGAUGUGCACACGAAACUAGAUGCACACGAGAAGAUGGUAGCCAACUGGGUUAUGAAGAAUCACCUGACCUGC
This is a messenger RNA of Striga asiatica, 609 nucleotides long. NCBI's taxonomy places the organism in Eukaryota, Viridiplantae, Streptophyta, Magnoliopsida, Lamiales, Orobanchaceae. The record is from the annotation of a GenBank genome assembly.